AGUGCAAAAUGCCAGUGAACAGUCGUCCUCCUUGGCUAAAGGAUCGUCUAGAGACGGUAAAUAAAACCGUACCACCUGCAUGGACUCGCAAGGCGAGCGUCACGCCUGCCACAGACACAAAAGAAUCUUCACCAUCUACCAAAACAAACGCAUCCGAAGCUUCUUCAACCGUCAGCACAAAGUCUACGACGCCGGCGUCCACCACCACCACCACCACCAGUGUCAAGAAAGCUGCCGCCCAAAACUCACCGGGCAAGGAAAAUGGUGAUACGGCUGCGAAAGCAACCACUACGGCCAAGUUACAAUCAAAGGAAAUUAAAGUUCCGGUUGUAGUUGCGCAGAAAAAGCCGGUUAAUCCUCCGCUGACCAAGCCCGAACCGGCGGUGGGGCUUAAAAACACAACACCCGUCAUGACCGUCCAUCGGGAGGUGGCUAAACCGAAGCCAAAACCUACUGCCAGGGAACCAACUCCCGAGGAGUCUGACGAUGAAGAAGAAGAAGAAGAGGAAGUAGAAGAGGAAGAGGAAGAAGAGGAGGAGGAAGAGGGUAGCACCGAGUACGAAACGGAAACCGAAUCUGAAGAAGAGCCACCCGCGAAGCCGGUGUUAAAAAAGCCCGAACCAAUAAAGCGCCAAGAUGCUGACACAUCGCCAAAGCUGCCCACAGUGCAACUGCGCAAAGUCACGCCAACGAAAAGCCCCGAAAAGUCCGACACCGAAAGCAAAUCGUCCUCGAAAUCGAUGUCGGAGAAGUCAUCUUCGCCGGAGCCGAAACCAUUCAUUAGGCCACCGCUGAAGAAGGUGGUACGACCGCCACAGGAUACGCCACCAAAGGAACGUUCCGUGUCGCCCGAACCGGCCAAGAAUUUCCGCGUCCAGUUGCGCAAGGUACCGUCCAAUCUGAAAGCACCACGUGUGAAGGAAAAGCUACCGGAGGUACAGCUGAAGAAGGUCGAGAAACCUUUGCUGGAGGACAUACCGAAGAAGGAAGAAGCCUAUCCACAUAAACCUUCGAUGCUAAAAUCGGAAAGCAGUAAAAGAAUUCCUCCACCACCACCAAUGCCAAAGUCGAAUAUACCGCCACCACCUCCACCGCCGCCAAGCUUGAAGCCUCCGCCGGACUUUGAAAAGAAGGAAAUAUCCGACAAACAGAAGGAAGUGAUCGACAAGCUUAAACGUCGUCCACGUCGGCGUCCGGACUGGUCGGACAUGAUGAAGGAGGUUGAGAAGGGCAGGAAACUGAAACACGUUGAGUGUAAUGACAGAUCCCAUCCGAUCAUAAACUCCAAAUCUAUCACGAAGGUAAAGGAUCAGUUCAUCUUCGAAACGGAGAAAGCCACGGCACACAAUCAGCUGCUGAAGCAAAUUCAGGGUGGUGUCCAGCUGAAGCCGACCAAAUGUAACGAUCGCAGCAAACCGAUCCUGGAAGGUUUGCGUAAGUUCCGCCGUCAGAUGACGCUCGAGGAGCAGCUGGCGAAAUCGGAAUCGCGUGCUAACAUGGAAGCGCCACCGGCGGAAGAGGAAGAACUAGACGAGCUGGACGAUAUUGACAAGGUGCGGGAUGAUCUGCAAAGCACCAAGCAGAUGCUUGCCCACGAGCUCCGCAACAACGAGGCAUUGGAGCGCGAGAACAAGCGGCUUCAGGCAAGGGUACAGAACCUCGAAGCGGAGCUGUCCCGCGAACGGUGGAACCCGCUGAGUGGAGAGGAAAGAACGACCGUCACUGGACCACAGUCCGAUCUAAUAAAAUCGCUAAAGGACGAAGCGUUGGAGGCACAGAAGCAAUCGAAGCAGCUGGAAGAUAAAUAUCAAACGGUUGCCAAGGAGCUAGACACGGCGUACAAGCAGGUGGAGGAACAGAAGCGAAAGAUUGCCGAACUCGAGCGGAAACUCCAGUGCUUAACGGACGAUGACUACUACUUGAACGAGCAUCAGGGCAUUACGGACGAUCGUAGAGCCACGGAGUCGGCCCAGAAGGAAUGCUCACCUGAGCUGCAGCCCGAGGAAGAGGAAGAGGAGGAGGAAGAGGAAGACGAAGAAAAGAAGGCCGAAAAGUUGGCGAAACGGUUGAAUCGUGAGGUUAACAUGCUACAGGCUCGGUUGACGAGGCUGAAGGAGAAGCAGGAGGAGAAACAUGCGGAACGCCAGGCACUGAAAUACGCCAUGAAAACCAACCAGUAUGCCCUCAAGGCUGAGAGGAAAAAGUAUAAGAAGCUCCAAAAGGAGGUGGAAAAGAUGGCCGCCAUGAUGAAGCUGGAUGAUGAUGAUGAUGAAAGCGCGGAGGCCAAGGAACCACCGCCCGAGGAACCGGAAGACGAACAGGAGGAAGAGGAGGAGGAGGAGAGUGAAUCGGAAGAAUCGGAAUCAGAAAGUGAAAAUGAGAGUGAAAAUGAAGCAGAAGAUGCUCCCGAUGACAAGAAGAAGAUUAAUCUUGAGCCCAGAGUCAAACGGCACGAGGCACGGCUGGCGUCGCUAAAGAAGGGCAAUUAUUUGCUGCAGGCGAACGUCGACCGUAUUAAGGACGAGAUCAGCAAGGUGCGCGAGGAGUGCUGUACAUUGCAAACGGAUCUGGACAACGUAAUAGCGGACUUGGGCUGAUA
Molecule: messenger RNA, 2599 nt
Organism: Anopheles maculipalpis
Lineage: Eukaryota; Metazoa; Arthropoda; Insecta; Diptera; Culicidae
Gene: sals
Product: glutamic acid-rich protein
Exons: 8
Coding region: 9-2597 (862 amino acids)
Molecular function (GO): actin binding
Source: RefSeq, a predicted model, not a curated record